GCCCCUCCAACAACAAAAUUAUGUCGUCGAUCAAUUCAACACAAACAGUAAGAACUUUAGAUACAAAUCAAAGGUUCUCCUCAAUACGAUUGAAAGUUUUACGAAUUGGACAUGAAAUAGUUUGUGGAAUUAACUUAAGUACAAGGGUGAAGAAAUUGAUACUUAUGGACAACGAGGGUGUCCAAAUUGGAGCAAUAAUGUUCAAUGGAGAUAUAGAUAAUUUUGUCCGAAAAUUUGAGGUGGAUAAAACCUAUUUAAUCUCUAAUGGAGAGGUUAGACAAGUUUAUGGGCGAUAUCCUAGCAUACAUCCUGAAAAAGAAUUGAUUCUCAAAAAGUACACUGUUGUGACCGAAACAUUUGAUAGUAUUGAUAUGAAGAUACAAUACAAUUUUGUUGAGUUCAAGGAUAUAGAAUCAAAGUUUGACAAAAAAGAAGAUUUCGAUGUCUUUGGAACUUUGGUACGAGUUGAAAAUAGUAAAAUGGUACCAAUGAAAACCACAUCGGGUGCACAUUAAAAAACAGUGAGAGACAUAACUAUCAUAAACAAAGAG
Messenger RNA from Salvia miltiorrhiza (redroot sage), 551 nucleotides. RefSeq lists its product as uncharacterized. The transcript is spliced from 4 exons. The coding region runs from base 21 to 515 and encodes 164 amino acids. NCBI's taxonomy places the organism in Eukaryota, Viridiplantae, Streptophyta, Magnoliopsida, Lamiales, Lamiaceae. The record is from RefSeq and is a predicted model, not a curated record.